AUGGCCUCCCUGAGGUCCUUGAAGUGCAACCUCCUGUUGCCACCCCCACAACCAUGCUCCCCAGACCCUGCAUGUGCUGAGGCAAAACAAUUGGUGAGACUACAAAGCAAGUCAAGGGAAAACAAAAAGCUAAAGGUUGAUUUUAAGCCACGUGUCCUCAAGAAGACUUCCUUGUCGAAUGGAUUCCAAGUUCGCAAUCUGGAUAUCCAGGAAGAAACAUUGGAUGGCCUCUCUUUCAAUCUGAACAAGUAUUUGAAGGAGAAGGGGAUUGAGGGUGACCAUGUCAGUAAGCCUGAUAUCGAAAGGCAUGACCCCUCUAAUAUUAACCAAAAUACUGAUUCAAUGAUCUAUGGCAAUAGUUUUGUGAAUAACUCAGGUGGAAGUCCAGGCAUGGGUAUCUCAAUUGGUAAUGAGGGUCCUCCAAUGCCAUUUCCUUUAAUGAUAUUGGUCUGGAAUGUAAGAGGUGCUGGGGACAAAUCCCUCCCCAGAAUACUUAAGAAUAUUAUCCAAUUAAAUCAUGUUGAGGUGUUGGCUGUUCUUGAACCAAGAAUAAGUGGUGAUAAAGCUAUGCGAGUUGUUAAUAGCCUAGGCUUUUGUAAUCAUCAUAUUGUGGAUGCAAAUUUGUUUUUGGGUGGCAUUUGGCUUUUAUGGAAUUGUAGCAAUAUUCAGCUCAAUAUUGUGGCGUGUUCUAAUCAGUCAAUUACUGCAAUGAUUAUACAAGGUACUUCUUCUUGGAUUCUUACUGUUGUGUACACUCACCCUUGUCAUGGAAUAAGAAGAUCCCUCUGGAACUGCUUAGAUGGAGUUUCUUCUACUAAUAAUCUUCCUUGGCUUGUUACUGGGGAUUUCAAUGAAAUUGUUGAUGACUCCGAAAAGAAGGGAGGCAAAGCUGCUCAUUGCAAUAGUGGGUUUGUUGACUGGAUUGGUCGUCAUCAUUUAGUGGAUCUUGGUUUUUUUGGAGCAGAGUUUACCUGGUGCAAAAAGAAUGUUCAUGGUGAAACUCUCCGGGAAAGGUUGGACAGAGGGCUUUGUAAUAUUACUUGGAGACAUAAAUUUCUUGAAGGCUUUGUUAGGCACCUCCCUAGAGUGAGGUCAGAUCACUGUCCUCUCUUGAUCUCUCUUAAUUCUGCUCAAUACCCACAUUCGGAGUUUAAAAUUUUUAGAUUCCAAGCUAUGUGGAUGUUGCAUCAAGGCUUCAAAGAUUUUGUUUCAGCCAUAUGGAAUAAUUCUAAUGGUAAUACUAUGUGCAAGACUAUCUCUCUCACCAAGGCCCUCACUGACUGGAACAAAGAGAUUUUUGGUAAUAUUUUUCAACAAAAGAAAAGACUCAUGGCUAGGUUGGAUGGCACUCAAAGAUAUUUGUGUAAGAGGACUGUUCCUUUUCUUGUGGAGUUAGAGAAAAAGUUGCUUGGUGAUCUGAAUGUGAUUCUGGAACAAGAACUUUUUUGGCUUCAAAAUUUUUGGAACAUUUGGCUCAAGGAAGGUGAUAAAAACACUAAAUUCUUUCAUCUUUCUACAAUCGUUAAAAGGAGAAGAAAUAAGAUUGAAGGGCUGAAUGACAGUGAUGGAAAUUGGACCACAGAGAAUUCUGAUAUGCAAGCUAUUGUAACUUCCCACUUCAAAGACCUUUUCUCUUCGAAGACUAGAAUUGGUGAGAUGGUUGAUCUCCCCCAGUUUUUCCCUGACUUGGAUUCUAUGGAUCUGAACAUUCUCAAUAGUGAAGUAACUGAUGUUGAUAUUAAGCUUAGCCUUUUUUUCUAUUGGAGGGAUUAA
Messenger RNA from Prunus armeniaca (apricot), 1773 nucleotides. The record is from the annotation of a GenBank genome assembly. NCBI's taxonomy places the organism in Eukaryota, Viridiplantae, Streptophyta, Magnoliopsida, Rosales, Rosaceae.